CUCGCUGAACGACAUUAAAAGGAUAAUUCAUCCUUGGCUGAAACAGCUGAGACUUUCGUCGUCUGUGGAUAGUAAAAAGUGAGCGAGUGAUUCUGUAGAAAAUCAAAAUAUCGCAUCCCCGUAAUUCAAAAGCUGACGUAUUAAUAGCCAGCUGUAAAAUAUAAAACAAGAUCAUUUUAGAGAAUAAUUGUGUUUUGUUUAUCAAUAAAUAAAAAUAACGAUUGGAGCUCGGUGCCCCGAUAUUAAAAAUUAUUACUUAAUUGGCCAACUUAUUUCUACAGUCUCAUUAUGAAAUGCAUCUUGCAAGAAUAUUACAAUUACAAUAGUUUUUUAUUGUGUCAAAAGUACUUUGAAUAGAUAAUUCAACAGAGAGUUACUCCCAUAAGUAUGUUUAGAGAUUUACAGGACACUCUGUAUAAUUAGAGCUCCUGCAAGCAGGGACUGUAUUAGGAAGUAACCAUGCCAACAAGGUAUCAACCAGUAAACUGUUUGGCAAUCCUUCCACUACUGCGUUGGCUGUGGGAACGCCAACCAAAUAGUCUAAAAUGAAUCAAAAUUCUAAUUUUCAUAAAAUUGAAUAUUUUGAUAACUUUGUUUCAAAAGUAAUGAAAGAAUGUUCGAAAAAUGGAUGUGCAACUACAGAGACUCUUGCAUCUCAUGUGGUGAGAGUGAUGAUGAACCACAUCGACUACCAGCAUGAGGUGGCAGAGUCGGCCACUGAAUAUAACAACCCCGAAAUCAAAUUGCUGGCUUUAUGUGUGGAAACCCUCUGUCAAACUGACUCACCUCCGCUUCUCACCAUGAAACUGCAGACCCACUUGAAAACACAACUGUCAUCAAAACAUCAGAUUGUCAUGGAUCAUAGAAAUGCUAUUCAGAAACUGACGCAGCCGCUACUGUCAGAGUUAACUGACAGACAUGUGAAGAUGUCGGAGAGAAUAUCACUUGAAAAAGAUGACAUUGAAGCAUUGUAUCACAAGCUUGUGAUCACAAUCACACUACUCUCUGGGCUAGGAAAUCCAACACAAAAGCCAAUACUCAUGUCAGCAACAGUUGCACUAUCAAGUGUGUUUCCAAUUUCUGAAAUCGUGAGGUUUCUUUCACUUGAUGAAGAGGAUAAAAUAAAACAAAUAGAAGAUGUUGCACAUAUCGUCGCUGGAAUACGAAUUUUCAAUCAUUUCACACACAAUCAUUCAGAGGGAAUAGACGACUUACCAAAUAUUCUGAAACCAGCUUGUACUGCUUUGAAGGAUGCAGUUCUAAGAGAAAUUGCAGACAACGAGAGACGUUUGCUGUUGCUGGAAAGAAUCAUGCAUCUUGCACAGACGAAUAGUGAAGACGAUGAGUCGAAUUGUGAAAUUUCUUCGAAUGAUGAUUUCAUUCUUCCAAGCGUUGAUUUUAUCAAGGAUUUCAUUGUGACUAGAAGACAGAUGAUCAUUUGUUUAAGACAGGUGCUCCAGGAGGUGGAAAACAGUGAAUCAUGCUUACAAGAAUUCGAAAAAGGACUGAAACAGCAAAUCAAAGAACUUGUUGAGAUUACCAGCCAUAAAACUUGUAUACCAACUGAAAUUGUUUUUCCAGGGUUUUUGGAGCUCUCAACAAUGUGGUGCGUUCUUCAAGAUCAAGUUAUCAUUCUCAAUCACUUCAACAAUAUACUCAACUUUCUCAGACCUUUUUUGAAAGACUUUGACGAGGAAAAAUACUUGCAGGAAGCAACCAAAAAAGGUUCCACCGAAGAGCUAUUAGAUAAGAAAGUUUGGAAUACAAUCGAUUCUUCUAAAUUACAUAAUUGUCAGGUUGUCCCUUACAUGAGCGAGACUGGUUUACCAAAAAUUGAAUUUCUCAGUUGCUGUGCAUACAAAUUGAUGGACUCUGAUGGAUUGCUCACUCCUGCUAAUUUGAGCAUUGGGGUUCUGUGUUACAAUUCAAAGUACUAUGCAUUUUCUUCAUGCUGGGCUGCUUACAAAUUCGACAAAGAUCCUGAAAUGUUUCUCGCGGAUUUAAUGGAAGUUAUUUGUAGACAUCCUGAACUAAUUCCAUUGUUUGGAUUGCAAACGGUCAAAAUCAAAAAAAUAAAAAGAGAGAGCCUGCCAACACAAAUUGAAGGUAAAGAAGAUUUUGAAAUGCAAACAUCAGCUCCAUUUGAAUGUUACUAUGACAAGGAUUAUACUUGGAACGUAUGGGACCUGAAACGGAGAGCAAUUCAUCUGGCAAAUAUCAGGAAAAUGCAAACUCAUUCCACGCAGACUGGUGCCAGUAAUAAGAGAACGUCUGUUGGAGUGCAGACUUAUGAAAUGAAAGAUGUUUCAACUCAAACUCGAAAAGACAAUUCCACCAGCAUGCCGAAACUAUACAAUUUCAGAUUUUUCCUGAAUGGUGACGAAGAGUAUGAUGAGAACAUCAUUAGGAUGACAUCAAGAGCUAUCAGUGAAUAAGUGGAGAUGAAGAAUAAAACAAGAAAUUGAUGAAGCCGAUCAAUUGGGGACAAGAAAUUUUCAUAUUUUCAGAGAAUUGAUGAAAAAAUGAAAAUUUAGGCCUAUCAAUUUUUAUUUAUGUCUUCAAAGUUUAAGAUCAAUAUUGGACAGUAAAUUAUCAUUAUUUUGAGAAUUUUACUGAAUCAUAGGCCUGUAGCUGAUAGACCAAAACUACUUUAAUGAUUGCAGAACAUUCAAUAAAUAUUCAAUUUAAAGAAAAAUGGCAAAACGUUUCGUUUGUAUAAUGAAAUUUCCAGUAAUCUUGCGACUCUUAUAUUUCUCAAGCUCUUGCUUAUGUGUCUCAAACUCUUCAUUAUAUCUAUUUACAGUUCAACUCGUUUUUUGGUGGAAAGUGUAAUUGUAUGAAUUUUAAAUUAUCUUUCUAUUAUCUUCUUAAGCUGCAUUACUUCCAAAGGUUUACGGAUUGCUUAGUGCUUUACUAAUUGUUUUUUGAUAUUUAUUUAAUAAAAAAUCCAUAUCAUUGCCGGCUAGAUAGCCGAGUUGACUUAAGCCCCGCACACACACAUCGAUUUUUGUUC
Molecule: messenger RNA, 3013 nt
Organism: Nilaparvata lugens (brown planthopper)
Lineage: Eukaryota; Metazoa; Arthropoda; Insecta; Hemiptera; Delphacidae
Product: cilia- and flagella-associated protein 206
Exons: 13
Coding region: 546-2435 (629 amino acids)
Biological process (GO): regulation of cilium beat frequency
Cellular component (GO): axoneme; ciliary basal body
Source: RefSeq, a predicted model, not a curated record